Molecule: messenger RNA, 1323 nt
Organism: Trypanosoma cruzi
Lineage: Eukaryota; Euglenozoa; Kinetoplastea; Trypanosomatida; Trypanosomatidae
Exons: 1
Coding region: 1-1323 (440 amino acids)
Source: RefSeq, a predicted model, not a curated record
AUGCACUCUCCCCUCUUUGCAUCUGUUUCCCCAUUUUAUUUCCUCGUCUCCGCUUGGGGGCACCGCAGCUGCAGUAAUUUAUGCCCUACAAAAGUUUCCACUGAAUCCAGCCGACGGCGUGCACGCACUCCUGUUGCUGCGCUCGCAGCGGCGGAUCACCCUUGCGGCUCACAAACACCGGCCGAUGCCGAAACGACGCGGCGGGCAAAGUCGGAUGUUCCAUCGCGCUUGCGGAUUCGCAGCCGUGUGAAAAGAGGUCUCCACCAAGAGGCGAAGAAGGCCCGAAUGGAGCCACGAACCGUUCAGUCUCAACACGAGGAGGAGUUGAGGUUGUCACGGGAGCUCACUUUACAUUGCGACGCCGUCGUGCAAAGAGUGCAUGCCCUGGCAGACAAGACACAGAUUCAGGAGGAACGCCUAAGUCAAACGCUGAAGGAGAGUAUUGAACGUUCCCCGAUUCGACAGUCGAGCGUGUCGCCGAAGAGGGAAGCGGUCGGCAGCCUUUCCCCACAGCCGACGUCGACGCGAAAGACCCCGCGAGAAAGUUUAUCACGCUGGUCCGGUAUGUUUGGCACACCACAGGUUCCCAAGGCACCGCCCCCUACGCCAGCCCACCCCGAUCCAGCCGCCGGUGCUUCUUCCUCCGUCGGAUGGCUGGCAAAAGUGCUCGGGAGGUCUCCCGAGGUUCGGCCAAUACCAAACUCGAAAGGCGCGACACCGCCGUUGAAGUGCUCGAAUUCGCCUCCUCCUGCGGAUGUCAUUUGUAGCAAUCCAAAAAACGGCGCGGCAUCCACCAGCCCUUCACACGCUGCCCCCGCAGAGCAUUCCUCGCUGCUGAUGCGUGCCGUGCAGCGACUCUCCGGACGGUUUUCUUCGCCUCCGCAGGAAGCAGGGACCCCGAAUUGUGCACGGAAGUCUGUCGUCUUUAAAGAACCCGCGGAAUUGGAGGCCAAGACACCGCAGAGACCAACAAAAAGAGCGGAGGGGCCGCAGGAAAAUGAUGUAUUGGCACCACGAGGGUCGCUGCUGUAUCCGCCAGCGCCACCCCCGUCUCUACAGAAAGAUGCUGCACGCCGCAGUCCAAGCCAUAGUCCAUCUUCAUCGGAUGGGGAGCAACAAUCCGCUGUCGGGCCCGACGGGGCGGAGGUGGUCGCCGUCAUGCAAAACCUUUCACACUCUCGUGCUUUUCACAAGCUAACCAAGGCUGAUCUUGUAGCCUAUGCCAAACUGCACCACGUUGCCUUGGCUAUGUCAAGCACCAAGAAGGAGCUGUUCGAGGUGGUACGUCGCUUGGUUCAGGCCAAGACGGACGAGACUCAAUAA